This is a messenger RNA of Aphanomyces astaci, 900 nucleotides long. RefSeq lists its product as hypothetical. The transcript has 3 exons. NCBI's taxonomy places the organism in Eukaryota, Oomycota, Saprolegniomycetes, Saprolegniales, Verrucalvaceae. Bases 1 to 900 code for a protein of 299 amino acids. The record is from RefSeq and is a predicted model, not a curated record.
AUGCAAGCCUUCUACGACCUCUCGGACAUUCAUGACUUCUCCUAUCAAGAAGUCAUGAAGGUCACAAGCGAUGAAGACAGCACCACCGUGUGGUGCCUCAAGGACGGCCUCCUCAAGGCCAACAUGCUGUGGCCGCGAUGCGACAAGGCCAUGACCCUUGGCAAGGCGUCCAAGCUCUGGCGCUGCCGUCGAACGUCGUGCGGUGACAUCGAGAGAAGUGUCCGCGUGGACUCCUUCUCGAAGUCGCGGUUGCCGCUGUCAAAGCUGGUUCGCCUCAUGUUCGAGUGGGCCUCCCGCAAGGCCGUUUCGACUGUGACGCAAGAACAAGAAGUGUCGCCCACGACUACCGGCGACUGGUUCAACUUUUGUCGUGACGUGUGCUCGAAAGAAAUGCUGUCGUGCGAAAUGAAGCCGCGGCACGCAGCACCCCGAUUGUUGGCUUUUGGGGGGGUGGAUCGUUCCACGAAGAAGUGGUUUGGUCUCUUGACGUAUGGCGACCGCACGAAACCAACCUUGUCCGCGUUGAUCUCGAAGCACAUCAAGCCUAGAACCAAGAUCAUGUCAGACAAGUUUGGCUCGUACGUGUCCACCAAUGAACGCCACACGCUUGAGACCAAUCCACUUCUUCGUGGAAUGAACUACACCCAUGCCUGGGUGAAUCACUCUGAAAACUUCGUCGAUCCUAUCAGCGGCGCAAACACCCAAUCAAUUGAACGCGUUUGGGAAGUGCGCGUGAAACAGUAUCUCAAGGCGAUGCGAGGCGCCCACCGCGACCACCUGCCUGGAUACCUUGACGAUGACCAGGGGCUUAACUGGUCGAUUGCCCCAGUCCAAUCGGCAUCGCAGAAGAUCUUGUCUGGUGCGCCGCCAUCGUUCUCUGGCAUGAUGAGCAAGUCGUAG